GGAGACAAUGGCGGAUAAGGAUAAACAUAUGCCUGAGGCGAAACAAAAGGAUGGGGGGAGGCCCAAUCCCAGAAAGCGAUACAUGAGUACAGAGUCUGAGAGUGAGGAUACAACAAACGUCUCCUUACAAUGUCUUCAUGACCCUGACAUGGCCUGGCAUAAUAUGGAAAUGUCGUAUACUACAGUGGAACCUUCUAUAGAUAUGGAGUCAAGACGCUUACAAGACAACGGCCUUCCUAUGAAAAAGAAAAAGAAAAGUAAAACCAUGCGGUCAACAAUAAGGGGCUGCUUAUAUGGGGUCCUGAAACACUGCUUGAUGGCUGUGGUGCAGAAACAAUGUGCAGCUUGUAGAGAAAAAUCGCCAGGCCAAGAAGAUCAUACUUGUCUUUCCGAGGAUCAAGACCAUCUUUCUAAAAUACUGAAUACGUUAUGUGUAAAAAUCUGUUUUAAAAAACUUUUGUAUAUUAUUAUGCUAGUUGCUUAUAGGAAACAGGUUUUUCUACUCACAAAACGGGGCUUGUUGUUACUAAAUAACCUUCUGAGUAUUUUUCAAACCUCCCGAAAAGCCUAUCCAUAUUUAUUGAAAUUAUGUAAAUGUGGCGAUGAGCCGUAUAUACGAGAGGCCUUAAGAAUGGUUAAGGGGCAGGAUUAUAAAAACUUCUUCUGUGUGAAGCCUUGA
Molecule: messenger RNA, 679 nt
Organism: Pogona vitticeps (central bearded dragon)
Lineage: Eukaryota; Metazoa; Chordata; Lepidosauria; Squamata; Agamidae
Source: RefSeq, a predicted model, not a curated record